AUGCAGCUCCCACGGCCUGUCUUGCCAUCCCAGAGGUAUUCUCCAGCCUGUGACUACGCAUACGAUACGCAUCACGAGUUAGUCCCUUCCACUCGAACGCCUCUUGGUGAGUCAACAGGCAACGUUCAACCCCACAGUCUGGCAACCUCGGCCUUCUGCUAUACCAGUCCACUAUCAUUAUCACCACCGAUCCACACGAUUCCGACACCACCGAUACUCCCUACGCAAGCUCUGACCUCCAGUUACGGGACCAGCCUACGGGUUGGACGGUCUCUUCAUCGAAAUGUAUCAUUACAGGAGUCACCAAUGGGUUAUUCAAGGGGCAGCAAGAACCCCAUCUAUGCCUACAAGCAUUUCGCAGAUUACCGUAAUAAGGUGAUGCAAAAGGAGCUGGAGAAGGAAAACCCAACCUGGCCGUUAUGGUUGGAAGAUGCCUUUCUCGAUGCUCUUCUCUUAAUUCCACAAAUGGGUCGAAAGAAGUUCAGUUCGAAGACGGUUCUGUACGGCCGGAACAUGCUCAUCACAGAAUACCUUUGGAUAUAUCACUGGCUUCUCCACCCUCCUCAAAACGGCGAACGCAUCCCGGAUAGAAAGCAGAGGGAGAAGGGCCCUGAUGGGAAGACCCACCCCAUGUUCAGAACAAGAAAGCAAGUGUCGAGUCACAUCCAGGUCUUGAAGGGGUUCUUCUCGACCCUGGUCACAUUCCACUUUAUCUUUCCGAGUAAGAAGCAUAACAAGGAUGAUGACAAGAAACUGUUGAAAGAGGAGGAAGAGAGCGAUUCCUUCAAGAACAACCGAGUCCUCAUCUCUCUGGCCGAUAGUCGUCUUCCAGAUGAGAGGCCGAACUACGAAUACUUUGCCCGGCUGCUGAACGCAGACAACGAUGUCUUCCUCCGGCCGAAGCAAUGCUGGAUCUUCGUGUCUUCUACGAAUGUCAGCCUCAAGGAGAAGCACAUCACCACGGAAGAAGGCGCCACGAAGAAGCAAGUCCUGGGAUAUACGCCCGAUGAUCACUGGCUGAGUGAGGCUGACUAUCCCCACCUCAAGCUCAACGACGGGAAGGACUACAAGGACCUUCCUCGCACGGGGAACCGUCCAACCGUACUCUUGCACGAAUACACAAAACAACUGACGCAGAAGGAGUCGUCCUCUAUCAAGGACAUCUCCAACAAGUGGGAAGUGCGGUUCCCUGAGCUGAAAGAGAAGCUCGUCAAAGCCCUGAGCGACACCAGAUCAUCUGACGAGCGGAGCUCACGCUGUGUCGUUGGACCGUGCGAUACGUUCCACUUCAAGGUAGUCCUCGACCUGCACGCGACGUCCAAGUUCCCCGACGGCUCCGAGCUCAACGGCCUGGUCGAGCUUUCGAUCAGUCAGCCGAACCUGCACAACCACAGCUGGCGGUCCGUCACGUCGGUGGUCAAGCCGGACGAGCUGCACAUCUCGGACGAGGAGCCCGACUUCUGGGAGCGCAGCAACCCCGUCGACGUCAGCCCCCAGCACCGCCCGGGCUGCAACAGCGUCGGGCGCUGCGACUGCACCGGCCGGGGCAACCGUGACUUCAUCUCCGUGCCCUUCCCCGCCCACAGCUGGGCCAGCACGUUCAUCAAGCUUGCGCCGUACGUGACCGCCGAGCGCGAACGCAAGGACCGCGAGCGAGCCGCCCGCGAAGCAGGGUCCCUGCGCGGCGGCCGUGCCGAGCACGAGGCAGCGCGCCUGAAGAAGGAGAAGGACGAGGCCUCUGCCUCCUCGUCAUCGUCCUCGCACAAGUCAAAGAUGCCGAGCCCCGUAGACCUGCUCGCCCAGGUCGCCAUGUACCAAGAGAUCUGGUCGGCGCCGAUGACCAACGAGGCCAACACCAUCAAGACCGACAACAACAAUGGCACGACGACGAAGCAGCAGCAGCAGCAGCGGAGCGGCGCCAACUGGACGCGGCGGGCGGUGAUCCUGUGGACGUUCGUGCCGGUGCACGACCACACGGACGACAAGGGCAAGACGGUGACGGUGCCGGCGGCGGCCAACUGGCGCUUCCUGACCAAGUUCGACCCGACGUCGCAGUACCACCAGAGGCACGCGUACUUUUCGGGUUCGCCGCCCGUCGUGGCCCGCGACAACGUCAUGUCGCCCAAUCCGGGGUACGCGCACCACGUCAACGCGGCCAUGCACGAGAACUUCGGCGCGGCCGCGUACGGCGACGCCGCGGCCACUUCGGCUGCGCCGGGCCUGAAUGGGCUCACGCUGCCGAGCCACGGACAACACCACCAUCACCACCAUCCGCAUCAUCUUGGUGGUGGCGGCGGUAUGAACAACCUUAUGGACAGCAGCUUCCCAACGCCGCCUCCGAGUGGGAAUUUGCACGGCUCCUACGCGCACAGCUUCGACAACGGCGGCAACAACAACGUGAGCGUGAAUGGUGGCAGCCAGACCAUCGGCUCCGCCGACUCGCUGCACCACCACCUGAGCUUCAUGUCGGACGGCACCACGAGCGGCACGGGCACGGACACGACGUCCACAACGACCGCCGCUGCCGAGGACCCGUUUCUGGGCGGCCUCGUGGCCGACUACAUGCUCGCAGACGUCCAGCGCGGACACUACAUGAUCGAUAGUAACGGCAACGUCAGUUCACACGGCCGCAGCCGUAACCAGCACCAGCAGGUCAGCUGGGUCGACAACAGUACUGGUACUGGUCUGACCAGCACGACGGAGCCGUCGCAGCAAUGGGCUGCUGUUGCUGCUGCUGCGCUGGGACAGGGAGUGGGACAGGGACGCCAUGGUGGCCAGGAUCUACGCGAUAAUAUCAGCGGUUCGUGGGGUGUGGCCGAGGAGGCGCAUACGCCGCAGUCUCACCUGUCGUCGCAGCAGCAUCAUUCUCAACUUCAACACCAGCAACAUGACGCCGGCGAGCUCAUGGCGCCUGAACACCAGGACGCGUGGACGGCGUGGCAGGCGGCGGAGCUGGCGCGGCUGGAUGGGAAUGGUGGUGUGGGCGGUGGUGUCGGAGUUGGGUACGAUAGCCAGAGCCACCAUUCGUGGGACGACGAGGACAGCUUCGGUGCGGAUGCCGGGACGGUCGGGGAGUUCGAACUGGGCGGGACGGGGUUGACGCCGUUGCGGAAUCAUGCGCUGAGCCAGCAGAUGCAUUCGCAAUCUCAGUCUCAGUCUCAACCGCAACUGCUAUCUCAGAGCCAGGACCAAAGCCAGAGCCAGAGCCAGAGUUUCUCCCAGCCUCAGUUUCAGGGCCUCUCCCACGUCCGAAGCGAAACCAGCAGCCACACCUCCCCGACCCUCCUCGCGCCAAACCGCAAGCGCUCGCGCGACGAGAGUGCGGAUGUAGAUGGUGACGAUGGAAGCGAUGAUGGCUCGGUGUAUGCGGCGGCGCACUCGAACACAAUGCGGAGGAAGCUGUCUCAUCCAAACCCGAACCCGAACCCGGGGUUUGGACAGCACCAGCACCAGAGUCACCUUCAACUGCAUGAUCUAAGUGGUCACGGGCAUGGGCAUGGGCUACAUGCGGCGCCUACGGCUGUGAUGGAUGAUGGGCUCCAAGGGCAGUCGUACUUGGGAUAG
Molecule: messenger RNA, 3564 nt
Organism: Anthostomella pinea
Lineage: Eukaryota; Fungi; Ascomycota; Sordariomycetes; Xylariales; Xylariaceae
Source: the annotation of a GenBank genome assembly